GGUUACAUAGACUCAACAGGGCUAUGUAAGUAUAUAAGGUAAACCUACUAUUAGGCAGGAUGAAUUAGUUUCAAAAUUUUCAAAUUGAAAGCAAUAUCAGCCAUCUUACAGUACUUAAUUUUUGCAUUUAAAAGUGCAAAAAGCCAUCUUGAAAACACAUAGGGCCUAUCCCAAACAGCAGAAUUUUAAGGAAUAAACUAUUUUAGGAAUAAACGAUUUUCGCACUUAAAACCCUGCUGAAUUGCUUCUACACAACUUGAAAUAUAUAGUACUAUUUUAAUAAAACUCUCAUUAAUUAGGGCUAAUUGUUAGUAGAAUGCAUUUAAUGGAAUUAAAUUUAUAAAAUUUAUUCACAUUGCUAUAAACUUUAAGAAAAUUUGUUUCCAAUCUGAUCAGCAACUCCAGUCGUUCACCGAUAGUUCACCUUGCUGAAUUUAAGAUUAAUGCCAUUAUAAUGCCAUAAAUAAAACAUUUAAAACUAUGAAACAAACAAAAACCAAAUUUCUUUCAAAUUCGCUCUGCAUAUGCAUCUGCAAUGAUCUCGCGAGUCACCCGCGAAUGAAGCCAAAAAUUUGCGGGACGUAUAGAGUCUCUGAGGUAGAGUCCCGCAAAUUUUGGCUUCACGAAAACAUUCAUAAGGUAGCGUUCCAGUUAUUUAUUACAGUUCACUGAUUUGCAUUUAUUGAAUUAAGGUGGUCACCUAUGUUUCUUAAAAGCCUGAUUUUUACACAGGCGAAAUUUUUCAGCUAAAUGCGAAAUAUUUCGCCCGCGUCUUUUGAGUUGUGUUGUAGAAGUAAGGUAUUUGAGCGGUCACAGUUUCAUCUCGCCGAAAAAACAGCGCCCUUGGAAUCAGGCCUUAUGCACUCGCGCUUCCAGUGUCGUCUUAUAUAGAGAAAAUAGAGAAAAAGCGCACUGAAUACAGCUUGCAUAUCACGUGGAUCAUGUUCAAAUGUAAAAUAAAAUAGGGAACUGAUGAAUUCGGCGAGGUCGUUCACAACAGCAUGUAUCGAAACUUAUGGUCUAACGGUCCGAAAGAAGCUUUGGAGUUUCCUGACUACACAUUUGAUGAACAUUUUGGUAAACCUAUUGCCUCCUUUCCACCUAGGGAAGUACUUUAUGACUACCUUAAAGGUCGUUGGUCGAAAGCUGAUGUUCGUUCAUGGAUCAACGUAAAUCACAAAGUACACGACGUCCAAUACAGUGCUUCGGCCGAUAAUUUUAUCGUGCAGGUUAAAGACCUGGCAAACGAUCGUUUUCUACCCGCUGAAACCUUCGAUUACGUCAUAAUUUCUACUGGGCACUACUCCGUGCCACACCUACCUGAUUUCCCCGGGUUAAACAAGUUCCCCGGACGAGUUAUGCACGCUCAUAAUUUCCGUGAUGCUAGAGAAUUCCAAGGCCAGCGUUUGCUACUGAUUGGCGCGAGCUACUCCGCGGAAGAUAUCGCCCUGCAACUGGCAAAGUACGGGGCUGGUAAUAUCAUUUGCACGUACCGUACUCGGCCUAUGGGCUUCAAGUGGCCAGCUAACAUCUCUGAGCGUCCCCUAUUGCUCAAAGUAGAUGGGAAAACAGUUCACUUUAAAGAUGGAAGCACUGCCGAAGUGGAUGCGAUUAUCUUGUGCACUGGUUACCUUUAUUCUUACCCGUUUCUCAAGGACGACAGUCUACGGCUCAAAACUAGUAAUAUUUUGUACCCCGAUGGUCUGUAUAAAAAUACGCUGUGGAUUAAAGGAGGUAACAAGAAACUUAUGUAUAUCGCAGCGCAAGAUCAGUACUAUACUUACACGUUGUUUGAUGUCCAAGCAAAAUGGUGUGUUAAGUACAUCAUGGGUGAAAUUUCACUUCCAAGUCAAGCUUCCAUGGAGGAGGAUGUUAAGAAAUGGAUGAGCAGAAAUGAAUCCUUGAAAGAUUGUCACGAUGAAAUAGAUUUUCAAGCUGACGUUAUUGCCGAUAUUGGCAAAGAUGCCGACUACGGUUAUGAUCUAAACGUUAGUUAUAUGUUCCACGUUUGGGAAGAUCAUAAGCACGAGGAUAUCCUGACUUACCGUGAUCAUUCUUUUACGAGCAAGUAUACUGGCACGACGGCACCAGUUCAUCACACACCAUUCAUGAAAGCGAUGGAUGAUUCAAUGGAGUGCUUUCUGCAUGGAGGGGGCAUGCAAAAAUAGUUAAGAAAAAGGCCGAACUUUAGGAUUCAAUCAUAUACAGUAUAGUCUAUCGAACGAUUAAUAAUUUAAAAUUUAUUUACAUAGCGAAAUUUAAUUGAACUUUAAGGUUUUCACUCACUCGCAAAAAAAACUCG
This is a messenger RNA of Dendronephthya gigantea, 2302 nucleotides long. Its product is annotated as dimethylaniline monooxygenase [N-oxide-forming] 3-like. The transcript is spliced from 4 exons. Gene Ontology annotation, molecular function: NADP binding; N,N-dimethylaniline monooxygenase activity; flavin adenine dinucleotide binding. Lineage: Eukaryota; Metazoa; Cnidaria; Anthozoa; Malacalcyonacea; Nephtheidae. The record is from RefSeq and is a predicted model, not a curated record. The coding region runs from base 1002 to 2168 and encodes 388 amino acids.